Molecule: messenger RNA, 2736 nt
Organism: Polyodon spathula (Mississippi paddlefish)
Lineage: Eukaryota; Metazoa; Chordata; Actinopteri; Acipenseriformes; Polyodontidae
Exons: 11
Coding region: 378-1595 (405 amino acids)
Source: RefSeq, a predicted model, not a curated record
AAUUAAGCCGCUAGGAAAAACAAGUUGCCGGUCGUUUGCUUAUUAUGUUAGUUCGUAUGUUUUUUAAGCAUUUGUUUAUCGUCAGGCUUCUGCUUCAAUUUUAAUUUUGAUCAAAAAAUCCAUAUAUUUGCAACUCGUGAGUUUGACAAUGAAUAAUUCCAGGCCCGUAGGUACUUUUGAACCUGUACACUGUUUAGUCAUAACAAACACAUUGUUAUUAAACAGCUAGUGUUUGCAAAUAAACAAGCUUUAAGAAACUGAAAUUAUGACGACUACCUAAUGUUACAUUUGAUAAAGUAAUCCAAGAGUUGGGCAAAUCAAAGUCUGGCACGAGUGGGUGGUGUAACACUAAGAGAUGCCAAGAAUACACCAACUCCAUGGCAAGGAAGAAAGAGAAAGGCAGAGCAAACGCAAAGAAGGGGGGUUCAACCACGGAUGUUGCCGUCCUUCUUAAGAAGUUCAUGAAAACAUAUGAAAAACAUUGCAUCCAGACCCAGAGCAGCGUCAGCACCACAAUCAAACAAAACCUGCUGCGGUGUAUUGAACAAGAUAAGAUCAUGACAAAGAUGGUGCUUUCCUGUCCCGAGUCUUGUGCUGAAGAUGCCCCUCCAGUUUGCCUUCGACCACUGCUCAUGACAAUCAGAGAUGAGAGAUACAUGUUAGGAAAGGAACUGUGCGCAUGGAACAUAACCCUGAACAAUCAAGACAUUGCAAAUCUUUCAAUAGUUCUGGAACUGAGGGGUCGGUCUUCCUAUCCAUUCACCCAUCUGGAGCUACUGGGCUGUGAAAUUGAUGCUUGGUCUGUAGAGCGGCUAGGCAAAGCAAUCUGUUUCAGCUCACUGGCCGUGGUCAAUCUGGAUUACAAUGAAUUUGGAGAUGAGGGAGUUAAAGGUUUGUUAAAUGGUCUUGAGGGAAACAACCAAUUGGUCUCGUUAAGCCUAUGUUACUGUAAACUGGGGCCAUCGAGUGGAUCCUUGCUGGGUGCAUUUAUUACACAAAGUGCCAUAAGAGACUUGUAUGUUAAUGGAAAUGAGUUACAGUGUGAAGGGGCCUUAGAUUUAAUCAGGCAGAUAGCUGAAUAUGCAGAGAAUGAGGCAAUCAAGAAGCUUUCUGAACAGCAUCUGAAAGAACCUGACACUGAAGUUGCUAACCUUAAUAUGGAGUCUGAAAGAAUAAGCAUUGCUGGAUCAGGAUCGUCAAUCAAAAACAUGAAGAGAAAGAAAAAAGGGAAGAAGAAAAAGACAAAGCCUCCAGAAAUUGGUCCCUGGUUAGAAAAAUUACAUCUAGCUGACAAUGGAAUCGAUGGGAAUGGGGAGGAAGGGAGAACAAGCCCACUGACGUUUACAGCAAUGCUGUGUCGAAUAAUAAAGUUUUCAGAUCACUUGAUGGAGAUUGAUUUAGACGAUAACUGUACUGGAGAACUUUGUGGAAAGCUCAUUCUGGAGGCUUUGAAGGAGAGAAAAGAAGCUAAACUGACCGGUUUGAAAGUCAAAGUCACAGCCCAGAUAAGUGCAGAUACUUUCAGUGCUAUCUUAAAGAACAGCAAGAAGCUAAAAUCCAGAAAAAAGAGAAAGAAGAUAAAGAAAAAAAAGUAAAUGACUGGUGUCUGUGUGGUUAGCUGAGAAUGAAGAAAUACCAUUAGUGGUCUGAGAAGAUGCACACAUGUUUUACAUUUGUAUUAUUCAAAUACAAAGUUGGUAUCUUUGCAAUAUUACACUCAGACAUUGCAGUACUAGAAAGGAUUUGAGACACACCGUAUGAUUUAUUAAAAUAAUAUGUUCAUUCUUAGAUAAUUCUUAGUAUAGCUGUUAAUAUAAAUAAUUCUAAUUGCAGAUAAUGUGUGUUGUUUUUAAUGUAGGUAACUAAAAGGUUAAUAAGGUUCAACAAAUAAUUUAUAUUAUUGCAAUCCAUAGUAUCAGUCAUUUUAAAGUCAAAUUUUUUCAGUAGAGUAAAUACAAUUCAUUGUAUUAGCUUAUUAGUUUAUUAAUGUUAUUGUACUUGAAAUGGGGAAAUAAUUGUAGUCUGUGUAAUUAUGAAACAAAAAAAUAUAACUUUGUAUGCGUGUACAUUUCAAAAAUAUGGUAUCCUGAAGAAAUUUCACUUCAACCUUUGCAAACAUUUGUCAGUCCCAUAUUUCUUAAUUAAAGAGUUUUUUUUGUUUUUUUUUUCUGAAGACUGUGUGCCUGAUCUCUUUGUGUAACUUUAUUGUGUGACACAUGAGUGAUAUAAAACUUGCAACUUGAUUGCUCUGUAAAUCGAUUCCUCCUCCCAUGAGACAACACCACUACAAGAUAAAAGUAAGACACCUUGACAACAUUACAAGCCCAGGGAAAACCAAGGACCAAUUUGUUAUGAUAGGCAUUACCAAGAGCCAUAUAAAAAAUGUACGGUAAUCAUUCAAGAUGCUUUCCUGGUCAAAUAUUGUUGUUUUUUGGGUUUUUUUUUGCCCAAUUUGAAAUGUGCAAUUUGAAUGCAACCUUACUGCUGCAACCCACAUGCUGAUGAGGAAGACUGAAAAACAGUAAGCAACCUUUUUUGUUUCCGCUGUCAAACCAAUCCAAUCCUCUUUUCACCUACUGAACCAAAGCAACUUAUGCAUUAGGCUAGUGAUCCCUGACGUCAAGGGCCCAGCCUGGGAUGUCUCUGCCAAGUAUGGUGAAAGAAACUAGUCCCACCUGAUUGUCCUCCCAAACACAGCGGGAGAGCAAAGGCCAAUGCAACACUAAGUAAAAUGUU